Molecule: messenger RNA, 1182 nt
Organism: Striga asiatica
Lineage: Eukaryota; Viridiplantae; Streptophyta; Magnoliopsida; Lamiales; Orobanchaceae
Source: the annotation of a GenBank genome assembly
UUUACCACCAAAUACCCAUAUAUCCAUAUCAAUCAACAAAUCACAUCUCUUUACAGUGUCUCCUUCAGUUAUUCUACACAGCAAAUUUUGAAAAAAAAUAAAAAAAUGGUGAUGCCCAACAACACCAAGCGAGAAAACCAAAUAACUCAAACAGAACCAGAAUACGACCGAAAAACCGAACUAAAAGCCUUUGACGACACAAAAACCGGCGUCAAAGGCCUAGUCGACUCAGGCAUCACUCAUGUCCCACGUAUUUUCAUUCAUCCGCCACAAAAUUUACGACAUAUCGCCAAAAAAAGUGACUCGGAUUUAAUCGUCCCUAUCUUCGACCUCGCAAAUGUCGAAAAAGGCCAGAUCCUGAAUGCAUGUCGAGAUUGGGGGUUUUUCCAAGUGGUGAAUCACGGUAUACGUGAAAGUAUCUUGGAGGAGAUGUUGAGUGGGGUUCGUAGGUUUCACGAGCAAGAUGACGAGAUAAAGAGGCAGUAUUACACGCGGGAUUUCGAGAAGAAGAUGAUUUACAAUAGCAACUUUGAUUUGUAUAGUUCCGCCGCAGCUAACUGGAGGGACUCCUUUAAUUGCAUUAUGGCUCCUUAUCCACCUGACCCUCAGGAAUUCCCUUUUGCUUGCAGGGAUAUUUUGAUGGAAUAUGCAAUGCAUGUGAUGGAGCUGGGGAAAUCUCUGUUCAAGUUACUAUCUGAGGCACUUGAACUCAAGCCAGACCACCUUGUAGACAUGGAUUGCGCUCAAACACUUGCGCUUUUCGGACAUUAUUACCCUUCAUGCCCGCAGCCUGAAUUAACUUUAGGCACGACCAAACACUCGGACUACAGCUUCUUAACAAUUCUUUUGCAGGAUAACUUGGGAGGGCUUCAGGUGCUGCAUGAGGAUCAGUGGGUGGAUGUUCCUCCUUCUCCAGGGGCUCUUGUAGUCAACAUUGGAGAUCUUUUGCAGGCAACUCAUCUUUUGGUGUUAGCUAGCCAUUUGGGUCCAAGAACAUCGUUGGCUGCAUUCUUUGGCAGAGAUACUUGUGAUAUGAACUCUCGAGUCUAUGGUCCGAUUGAAGAGCUUUCAUCCAAAGACAAUCCUCCGAAGUAUCGAGCAAUCAAGAUCAGUGAGUACACUGAUUAUGUUCGCAGCAGAGGAUUGGAUGGAAGUUCUGCUUUGCAGAAUUUUAAGCUUUAG